GGGCCUUUGGAGUGCACGAAGCGGUGGGCUGCUCACGACACCAUUCCACAGAGGCUUGCUGAUGCUGUUUUCAUAGAUGGCUUCUACUCAUAAGCCGGGCGAGGCCGAUAUCGACCACGAGUUUGUCUCGUUGCAGAACAACAGGUUUGUUCUCCACGAUAGCAAAGGUUUCGAACCAGCUGAGGAAGGCAACGUGAAUAUGGUCCGAGAUUUCAUUGACCGUCGGAGAAACUUGAAGGACUUGAAAGAUCAGCUGCAUGCUGUUUGGCUUUGCUUUGAAAUACCUCGCGCAGGUGGACGUUUACUGGAGACGGGCACGGAAGAUUUCCUGACAUUGAAGCGCAAGGGAGAGCUGGGAAAUAUUCCCGGGAGACACUCACUGUAACUGCGUAUGACUGAUGAGACACCUGCCAUUACAGAAUGCAUAAAAGGAUGAGCGUAAAUUUCGUGCUGGGUACGAUCAUCAACAUUAGAAGACUCCUGCGUGCGCUUCCAUGCUUGUUCGCCAGAU
Messenger RNA from Suillus clintonianus, 511 nucleotides. RefSeq lists its product as uncharacterized. NCBI's taxonomy places the organism in Eukaryota, Fungi, Basidiomycota, Agaricomycetes, Boletales, Suillaceae. The transcript has 3 exons. Bases 77 to 385 code for a protein of 102 amino acids. The record is from RefSeq and is a predicted model, not a curated record.